CAUGGCAUCGAUAAUGAACAUAUGUCUUCGAAGAAAUAAUCGAUUCAAAUCAUAAAUGAAUCUAUCAGGUGAAAAUUACUCAAUGGAGCACUUAGAAAAUUUUUACGCGAUGGAAUGCAUGCAAGACUUCUAUAUUCAAGUGGGAAAAAAAUUAGACCAUCUUAUCACGAUUAUACAAAAUUCUCAGCGAAGAACCCACUAAGGUCUCCGUCAUGCCGUCAAGUGAUUGCGAACUUGUGCCGAUUCAUGUAAUUCCAGAGCCCCGGAGACGCAACGCAGUCGAAUACUGCUGUCUGUUGUUGAAUCGUGAAUGGCCUUGUGCAGGAUACAAUUCACGAGAGAAGUGGCUGGAACAAUCAAAUUCAGGAUUUCCAAUUUCACUGGUUAUGAUCAGUCCUGAAACGAAGGAUAAUAAUGCGACAAACUCCGGAGAUCAUCCAAGAAAGCGGCAGCAGGUGAUGAUGGGCCACAGCAGGAUAUGCAGAGUUCAAGGCGAAGACGACGACUGCUUCAUUGGCUCCAUCAUCAUUGACCCCGAGUGGCGCAGAAAGGGCUACGGUUCUUUGCUGGUCCAGCUCACGGAAAAAUUCGCGGUACUUGAGUGUGGAUUCAAACGGGCUCACUUGGACAUUGAACGUCCUGAACUCAUCAGCUUCUAUCGCGGUUUGGGUUACAAACGAAACGUCACUUCCCACCUGGAUCCCAUCGUGCCGAUCGACACUCAGGACCCAUCAAUCGUCGACAAGUUUGGCGAGUUCCUUUACGAAUACUCACCAGUGACCAUAACACGCUACGUUUGCGAAUGGUUUGGCACUAUAUUUGGUGACACUUCGGGGAGCAGCCAGCUGUCACAAGGAAAUUCUGACUCAACCUGGAACGCACUGCGAAACGCAUUGCGAAGAUUCAUCAAUGCCAAUAAACUGACGUACUGGUCGAAGGAUCUCGACUGGGAUGAUUCCGAAGCUAGGGAAGAACAUGAAGGAAGCCACAAUGCCGGUGACCAUGAGGACUAAUCAGACAAUUCCGAUUCCCAAGUUAAGAUUUUCUUCCGUGUCUGAUUAUCACAAAAAUAAAAUUGAACAUCAUCUUCUCGGGGAUGCAAAAAUCCUCGAAAACGA
Molecule: messenger RNA, 1118 nt
Organism: Notodromas monacha
Lineage: Eukaryota; Metazoa; Arthropoda; Ostracoda; Podocopida; Cyprididae
Source: the annotation of a GenBank genome assembly